UCCACCACGCUUGCUUUCUUUCUCUCCACAAACGAGACAUCAUUAUGGGGCAACAGGAGAGAGGAACGCUGUUCUCGUGGUCCCUUAAUUAAGAUAAGUUCCUUACCUACCUACUUAUCUCACCACCACCGUGGUGAUUACAGUGCUCAGUGGAAGUGAGUGUCGUUUAGAGAAAACAUAGCAGAAAAAAUGGCGUGGGUCAUUAUUAUGUCAUCAUCAUCAUCACUAUUUUAACGAAUACUGCAAGAAAUAGGCAACAACACCAAAAUGUCGAAUAAUUCUCCCAUGAACGUGCCCAAGUCCAAAAUCCCUGUCCUCGAGCCACCCUACCUCAACUCCACACGGACCGGGUUCCUCUCAGACCUGAGUGACCACGUCUUUUUCGACAAACCGCCACCCGUCCUCCCAUACUCGUACGGACCGCGGGGCAUCCUUCAUACCAAUACGAACACGGUCACCACACCCAUCGCCGCCAGACCCUCGCCCAGCCACAGACCGUCUCCGAGAAAGGACUAUGUCGACUACAGAUUGGAACAAUUGCUAGGACCCACGUCACCCAUGGACCUCAUUGAGGACAGCGUGGACGAUAUUUUGCUCCAUUCCAUGAAGCAGUCACGGUCGAUAGAGAAUAUCGCUCGAAGUCGAAACCACAGUCAGCAGAGUGGUUCGAGUCGCAACUUAAUGAUGGACGAUGAUCCUGAAGAAAUUCCAAUCCCAUUUCGACGACUCUCUGACCGCAUAGAUCGUAAAAAGAUGGAACAAACCUCCCCCAUCAGAAGUAAUCUUAUUCUACCGAGUCACGACGAUAUUGCUGUGGGGCCUUCACCCACCAAGAAACCACGCUCUCGUCAAAGCAGCAGGGAAAAUAUUCACUACCAACAACAAAUCCCACUCGGAGUAAGCUCAUCGCCUAAUAAGUCACCUAAAAAAUCACCAAAAUCACCAACCAAAGCAUCCCCAGCAGCACAUCAGUCUCCAGCCAAGGCCACCCCCUCCACCUCCACCUCCACGACCACCACCGGAAAAGGGGUGAGUCUUCCCAUUAACAGUACCACCAACAAGACAAACGAACCUGCCAGUAAGAAAGAAGUCAAGAUUACGACCACCAAAGGGGCUCCUCCACCCACUGGAAAAUCUGAGCAACCCGCCCUCGUCAAAGCAGCCCCUGCCAAUGCAUCCACAUCCGCUCAAAAAUCAUCUCCCAUGAAAGACAAACCCCCCGAAUCCUCCAGUCUCACAGCUGCCAAAGCAGCUCCCAGUGGAACUAAAACACCAGCAGCAGGGUCACCAGCCAAACCUUCGAAACCAGGGGCACCAGCCGCCACGAAGGGAGGCGUCGCUGCAGCCGCCGUCCCCGUUGGUGCGGCCGUAGCUGCCGGAGCUGCUGCCGCUGUUGUGGCAGGUUCCAGCAAGAAUUCGACCCCCUCCAAACCCGCAUUUGCUGGGACUGAUGUCACAGGAUCGGAAAUCGCCCUCUUGGCCAAAGCUGAAGAGAAAAAGCAAGAACUUCUCCGCGACACGGCGGCCGCCUUUAAAAUGCUGGCUCUUUGUCAAAAGGGCGAUUGGCACGCGGUGGAGGCACAGUUGAGAUAUUUUGAAAAAUCAAUCCAAGCCGGAACUGGAGAGACGCGUCCCUUGGCUGGAAUAUAUGACGAGGAGUCGGGAUGGACGCCACUCAUGUUUGUCGUGAAGGACAACCGGAUCCCUUUAGGCGACCGGAUGAUCGAUUUGGGCUGCGAUGUCAACCACAGAAAUAAGGAAUCCCACACUCCGAUGCAUAUCGCAGCCAUGUACGGAAGGGAUGAGACGAUCCGAUUCCUCGUCUUUAAGAAGGCCGAUAUCACUGCGGUUACGGAGGGCAAGAAACAGAACGUUCUCCAUCUCGCGUGUAAUCGAACCGGGGCAAAUAAUACGGCCAUUCUGCGUGCCAUUUUAGCCGUGGCGCCGAAGGAUGCGCGACUUCAGCGAGAUUCGGAGGGAAAUAUUCCGCUUUUCGUAGCAAUGAACAAUGGAUCUCGAGGCGCUUGUCAGGAACUUCUCACGGCCCAAGCUCACGAACAAAUGAGGAUGCAGACCGGCCCCCAAAAAGACACCCCGCUGCAUCUCGCCGUACGGAAAAGGGAUUUGGAAAUGGCGAGGAUAUUUGUCGAUGCGAGUGCCAAUGUUGAUGCGAAAAAUGGUCAGUGGCAGACGCCUCUGCACAUCGCGGCUGAAGCUGGUGAUGAAAAUUUGGUCAAGUUUUUCUACCUGUGCAAGGCUAAUCCGAACAUUGCGGACAAGGAGGACCGCACCCCAAUGUACCUGGCAGCCAUGAAUGGUCACACACAAAUUAUCGAGUUGCUCGCCGACAAAUUUAAAGUGUCCGUGUUUGAGAGGACGCGAGAUGGGAGCACUCUGAUGCACAUUGCAUCCCUUCACGGUCACCCGGAAACGGCAAUGGCCCUUUUCCGCAAGGGUGUUCCACUUCAGAUGCCAAACAAGGGCGGAGCACGAAGUUUACACAUUGCUGCUCGACACGGUCACGCCGCCAUGAUUAGCAAACUGCUCGAGAAAGGGGAACGUGUCGACGCCGUGACGAACGAGAACUAUACAGCGUUACACAUCGCGGUGGAAAGUGGGAGGCCCAACGUGGUAGAAACGCUGCUGGGUCAUGGUGCUCAGGUUCAUAUUAAAGGCGGAAAAGCCCAAGAGACUCCGCUCCACAUUGCCGCCAGGGUCGAUGAAGGGGAAAAAUGUGCCCAAAUGCUUCUUAAAUCUGGAGCUGAUCCAAAUAUUACAAUGGAAAAUGGGGAGACGCCACUCCACGUGGCAGCCAGGCAUGGAAGGCUCCGCAUCAUUCGACUCCUUCUCCAAGAUGGGGCAAAUUUGCAGAAGACUUCAAAGGACGGUGAGACCCCACUGCACCUUGCCGCGAGACACGGCCAUUUCCGGGUCGUGAAAGAGCUCCUUCAAUACAUCAAGAGGGACAAGGGCGAAGCUGACAUGAGUCUGUACAUUAAUCACAUCACGUUGAAAGGUGAAAGUGCCCUGCAUUAUGCCGCCCAACUGACAAAAGAUCCCGACGAGGUGGCCGUCGUGGAUAAAUCAGGGAAGGAAUCCCACCCUGGGAAGGAUAUCGCCAAGAUGUUGUUAGAUGGUGGUGCAUCCGUGUCAAAGCCAACGAAGGAGUUCCAAGAGACACCUUUCCACUACUGUGCCAGAGAAGGGAAUAACGACAUUUUGCUCGAGAUGUUGAGCCGGAUGACGCAAGUAGAAUGCCAACGUGCCGUGAAUAAGCAGUCGUCCAAGGGCUGGUCUCCCCUCCUCAUCGCGUGCCAUAAGGGUCACACCCCAGUCGUGAGGACGCUGCUGGAAAAUCAUGCCAGGGUGGACGUCUUUGAUAAUGAGGGUCGCUCUGCGCUCCAUUUAGCGGCAGAGAAUGGAUAUCAGGAAAUUUGCGGCAUCCUUCUCAAACAUAAGGCCUUCAUCAAUGCCAAGUCUCGCGUGGGUUUCACCGCCCUUCACCUCGCGGCGACCAAAGGGUAUACGAAAUUGUGCCUUUUCCUCAUUCAGGAACAUGGCGCUUCAGUGGAUGCCGUCACACUGAAAAAACAAACGCCGCUGCAUCUCGCCGCGGAGGCGGGUCAGCUGGAGGUGUGUCGCCUCCUCAUGGGACUCCGCGCCAGUCCGGACGCAGCGGACGAACGAGGUCAAAAACCAAUCCAUCUCGCUGCUCAAAACAAUCACUCAGAUGUCAUUAAAUUGUUCCUGAAACAUCAAAAUUCUCUAGUAGCCAGUGCCACCCGGGACGGUAGCACUUGCGCCCACUUGGCCGCCAUGCAAGGCUCCGUCGCAGUAUUAGAAGAACUUAUGAAAUUCGACAAGCAGGGCGUCAUCUCGGCCAGAAAUAGAAGCACGGACUCAACUGCGCUUCAACUCGCAGCGGAAGGAGGUCACGCCGAACUUGUCAAAGCGCUCAUCGAUGCGGGGGCGAAUCCAAGUGAUGAGAACAGAGCUGGCUACGCAGCGAUCCACCUUGCCGCCAAGAAUGGUCAUACGAACGUGUUGGAUGCACUGAAAGGGAGUGAAGAGGCGAUUAAGCUCACCAGUCGGAAACUUGGUUUAACUGCGGUGCACAUUGCGGCAUAUUAUGGCCAGACAGAAAUGGUCCGAGAACUGUUGCCUUACGUUUCCGGCAAGACGCCGUCCGAACCACCAAUUUCAAUCGUGUCAUCUUUCAUCAAAGAACUCGGAACCGAGUCUGGCCUCACUCCUUUGCACAUGGCAUCCUAUUCUGGAGAAGAAAAUGUGGUGCGACUUCUCCUUAACUCGCAAGGUGUCCAGGUGGACGCACCCACCACGAAUUUAGGGUUCAACUCUCUCCAUCUCGCUUGUCGUGGGGGUCACACGACUGUGGUGAGUCUGCUGCUGAGUCGUUCCUCAGAGCUGCUCGAGAGUAAGGAUGCUUCCGGAAAAUCCAGUCUGCAUAUUGCCGCAAUCCAUGGUCAUAUCCAAAUGGUGGAGGUCCUUUUGGGUCAAGGGGCAGAGAUUGAUGCGAUUGACAAGGAAUUGUGGACGCCAUUAAUCUGUGCGUCGAAAGCUGGUCAUCUGGACGUUGUCAAGUUACUCGUGGAAAGCCAAGCGUCUCCUUUAGCCAAGACGUCCAAGGGCCACUCUCCCAUUUGGUUCGCUGCUGCAGAAAAUCACAUCGUCGUCCUCAGCUACCUCAUGAAGAAGGAGCAUGACACGUAUGGGCUGAUGGAUGAUAAAGAAUUCGUCUACAAUCUCACAGUGUGUGGCAAAAAUACUAAUAACGAGCCCAUCGAUGAGUUUGUAUUAUCCUCUCCCGCACCUGUGGACGUGUCAGCGAAAUUGUCCAACAUUUUGAUCAAUUUGUCGACAAAGGAGAAGGAGAGAGCGAAAGACUUGGUCCACGCCUCGAAACAUUGUGAAUCCAUGGCGGCUGAGUUACUCGCUUUAUCUUCCGCGACAGAGUCGGCCGGAAAGAUUUUGGAAUCCGUUGACCGAAAAGGGGUAGAAUUUUUAGACGUCUUAAUCGAAAACGAGCAGAAGGAGGUCAUUGCUCACACCGUCGUUCAACGCUAUCUCUCUGAACUCUGGGUGGGCAGUCUGACCUGGGCGAACUGGAAACUGCUCCUCCUCUUCUUCUCGUUCAUUGUAUGUCCGCCGAUCUGGGUCAUAUUUUCACUCCCAUUAGGUCAUCGCUACUACAAAAUUCCCAUCAUAAAAUUCAUGUCGUACCUGACGUCCCACAUCCACCUUAUGAUCCUCCUCUGUCUCACCUCCGUCACUCCGAUCUAUCCCAUACUCCCAAUUCGGACUGACCUGUUUCCCUACGUUUUCGAAUGGCUCCUGCUCGCCUGGUUGACGGGGCUUAUAAUUUCCGAGAUAGCCAACCCUUCAGACAAAGCGGGGCUCGGUUGGAUCAAGGUGGCCGUCCUAGUUUUCAGUAUUAUGGGCGUCAUCCUCCACUGUGUCGGGUUUUUUAUGCACAAAUCCAUAUACGGGACGCUUCUCUACUUGAGGAAUCAAUUAUUUGGGAUGGCUGUGCUCCUCGCUUGCGUCCAAAUCCUUGACUUUCUCUCUUUUCACUAUCUCUUCGGUCCAUGGGCCAUCAUCAUUGGAAACUUAAUGAAGGACUUGGCCAGAUUUUUGGCCGUGUUGGCGAUUUUCAUGGUGGGAUUUUCACUCGUCAUGGCUGCCCUCAAUUCGCCCAUUCAUCCGAGGAGGGAGCCCACCGCGGAUGAUAAGCCGCCAAAAACACUCACUAACGGCCUGCCCUCCGGAGUGAAAGUGACCCCCAUCGACGCAUUUGAACUGUUGUUCUUCGCCCUGUUUGGUCUCAACGGGGCUGGCGAGUUAAAAAUUGAGACGUUGGGACAGCCCGAGUGGACCUUGAUCCUGUUCAAAAUCUUUUUUGGGGUGUACAUGUUGGUCACGGUGGUCGUGCUGAUCAAUCUCCUCAUUGCCAUGAUGUCAGACACAUAUCAGAGGAUCCAAGCCCAGUCGGAUAUCGAGUGGAAAUAUGGACUGGCCAAACUGAUUCGAAAUAUGCAUCGAACUUCUGCGACCCCAUCGCCAAUCAAUCUUUUCACAUCGUGGAUUAUGUGGAUUUACGAAAAGUGUAAAAAGCGACGAGAAAAAGAAUCACUGAAUCCGUUUAAACGGAGUGGGAAAGGAGGCUCCAAAGUGGGGCCCUCCAACCUCUUCCCAUUCGGGAAACCAACGCCGAAACAAAGGUGGAAAGCAGUGUUCAAAAAGACGCAGAUGACUCCAAGAGUGUCGGACAUAAUGCGCCUAAGCGUUGCGCAAGUGAGUCCAAUGGGUCCUGGAAGUCCGCUCCAAGCCUUCGGUUCCUCACUCAGCAUAGGAAAUCAGCAACGCAUCGAAACUGUGACCGACUGGCCCAUGAUUGCCAGAAAAUAUCGCAUUCUCGUCGGAAAGGAGGAACCUCACAUGUUGUCGGAAGAAGGCCAAAUCCUUCAGCAAGGGUCAAGCGUUAACAUCCAGCAACAGCCGAACCAGCAAUUGACAGUUUGAAAUUAAUAGUUUUAGACAAUUAUAAAUUAAUAGUAUGAUAACUGAUGAUAGGUAGUUACAUACUUGUUCUUGUACUCGUUGCGUAAUUCUAUCAUAUUUUUCUAUCCAUAAUAACAAAUCAAAUUAAAUGAAUGAAAUGAUUUACUUAUUUAUUUUUAAUCACCUUAAUACUAGAUUUUCAAGUGAGAACUCAAGUUCAAUAUCAUAAAUACAAAAGAAUUAGCUAUUAAAUAUUUAUACAUGUUUGCGUAUGAAAGUGUUGUGUAAAUUUCAUAAAUGUUAUUAUGCAGCUCAAAUGUAAGUUUGGACAGAAUUGCAAUAAAAUGUUUCAAGUUCAUGAUCCGAUAAUGGUAAAAUUUAA
This is a messenger RNA of Folsomia candida, 6901 nucleotides long. RefSeq lists its product as uncharacterized. The record is from RefSeq and is a predicted model, not a curated record. Gene Ontology annotation, molecular function: calcium channel activity; protein binding. The coding region runs from base 268 to 6540 and encodes 2090 amino acids. Gene Ontology annotation, biological process: GPI anchor biosynthetic process; calcium ion transmembrane transport. NCBI's taxonomy places the organism in Eukaryota, Metazoa, Arthropoda, Collembola, Entomobryomorpha, Isotomidae. Gene Ontology annotation, cellular component: membrane; glycosylphosphatidylinositol-N-acetylglucosaminyltransferase (GPI-GnT) complex. The transcript is spliced from 24 exons.